AUGACGAGAAAAACAAAAGGUGUUAGUAAAAAAAGAAACAAAGCUGGUCACUUUUCUGCUGAGUGUAAAUAUUGUAAAAGAUAUUGGCCAUGUGGAAAACCUGGAAAAUUAGAAGAGCAUUUAGCUAACGAAUGUCCCAAGGCACUAGAUAUAAUUCAAUCAUAUUAUGUGAAUAUUGUUGCAUCUCGUGGUUUUGGCGAAGAAUCAUCCAACAAUUCAAAAAAAAGAAAAUUUGAUGUUAAUAUUAACAAAAAGAAUAAUCAAAGAGAAAUUUAUGAAUAUGAAGUUGUUGAACGAGUUGAAAAGAAUAAAAUAGCAGCUAUAGUAACAGAUAAUGCAUCAAACUGUGCAAAUGCUCAUAAAAUUAUUUCUACUAAAUAUCCAAAGAUUUUAAACAUACGAUGUAUUACACAUUUUGUAAACUUACUUACCAAGGAUAUUAUGUCUCAUAAUCUGGAAAAACGUACUAUUAAAGCAUGUAAUAAAGUAACAAGAUUUUUUAAAACAUCAUAUAUUGCGAGUAAUCUUUUAAGAAAUGCUAUAGUGUCUCUUAAUAUUAAAGGAGGUGGAUUAAAGACAUAUACUGAAUCACGAUUAAAAAAAGAAAAUUACACCAAAAUUGCUAAUAAAGCAGCAGAAAUUUGGCAAAAUGAAGGAAAUGAUCAGAAUUCAUGCAAAAUUUUAUUAGCUCAAAUUCAAACAUUUACUGAAGCUGAGUUACAUUUGUUUGACUUGGAUCAAGUUCCUUUAUACCCUGAAAAUGAUAAUGAAUUUGUGAAUGAAGAUGAAUUAUCAGAAAUUAAUGAAAGUGAUGAAAAUAAUAGUGAUUUGAAUAAGAGUCAAGAAGAAAAGGAUGAUGAUUCAUCUAAUUAUAAUUAUAAUAUUAAAGAAUUAAUAGCAGAAAUGAUGAGGGAUAAUUCUGAUUAUAGUACUAUUAAAGAAGACCAAUGA
Molecule: messenger RNA, 951 nt
Organism: Funneliformis geosporum
Lineage: Eukaryota; Fungi; Glomeromycota; Glomeromycetes; Glomerales; Glomeraceae
Source: the annotation of a GenBank genome assembly